AUGGAAGCAAAAAUGAUGCAACCUAUGACUGUAAUGGUAGGAUCCGUCAAUAAAUUUAAAGGCAUUUCACAAACCGAAGAUCGGCCUUUAAUGGUUAAUGCCUGGUCACAAACUACAAGCAACGAUUUUGCAUACUUAUAUCAAGUCGAAAAUGUGGAAAAACAAUCUCAAAGAGAAAAGCAACUAGAGGAGAAAAUCAAAGUACUGGAAGAAAAUCUCAAGGCCCAUAGCGAAUUGUUAUCACAAAUACAUGCCACCUCCGCUAGGACAUCAGCAUUAUUAUCCCAACAGCAGCAUACAUCAACUUCAGAAUCUAUCAGUAAUGACAGCUUCAACAGCAAUAUCAUAAAUGGGACAACACAAUCAACUCCAAAAAUUGUUAAUGCCAUCAACUCAACCUCCCAAGUAAAUUGUUCUCCUAGUGAAAGUGUGAAGUACACUAUUAUUGCAGAAGGUAUGGCAAAUCAUAGUGGUGAACCCAUUGAAAUCGAGCUGGCUGAAGAUGAUGGAGCAUUAAAUUUAAAUAGUUCAGCCGAUUCAGAGCGCUUGGAAAUUUGUCUGGAGCCCGAAGAAAAUAUAGAUGUAAAAACUGAAUACAGCAUUAAAAAUAAUCGAGUCAUUGAAACAUCAACGGAUACUACACCCAACGAGCAGUAUUUUAUAAAGAAGCGUAAGCUGACCUCAGAACAGCUAGAUGUUUCUUAUAAGCCUCCGGUACAAAAGCGUCUUUGUAAUGGAAAUAAUUUGCCCAGGGCCGGUAAAGUCCAAAUUAAAAACAUCCAAACCUUAACACCAGUGCAAAUCAACAAAAACUCUUUAGCCUCAGAAAAUAGUAAUUCACCAUCGUAUAAUAGUGAAGGUGGCGUUAAUAUUGACAAUGUCAUGGUAUCAAUAGGACCCAAUAAUACCCGCAUACCAGCCAAACUUUAUGAGAACAUGAAUUGGACUUCGGCCUCUAUAGCGACAAGAAAACUUCUUAUGGCCAUAUUCGAUCGGAAAGUCUUGGCUACACAUUCGAUGACCGGCAGACCUUCGCCAGCAUUUAAGGAUCAAGGUAAACCCCUUAAACAAAUGUUGGAUCCGUUAAUCAUAGCCGACAUUAUAUUUGCCGUUACACGCAAAUGUAAUGUUUCCGAUAAGGAAGUGCGCAAUGCCAUCACCACCAAAUGUGCCGACGAAAAUAAAAUGAUGAAAUUACAAAUUAACAAACGUACGGCGAUGAGAGGAUUAAAUAAAGAA
This is a messenger RNA of Lucilia cuprina (Australian sheep blowfly), 1239 nucleotides long. RefSeq names its product protein insensitive-like. The transcript has a single exon. The record is from RefSeq and is a predicted model, not a curated record. Gene Ontology annotation, biological process: negative regulation of Notch signaling pathway; positive regulation of neuron differentiation. The annotation marks the transcript as partial. Gene Ontology annotation, cellular component: nucleus. Gene Ontology annotation, molecular function: DNA binding; transcription corepressor activity. NCBI's taxonomy places the organism in Eukaryota, Metazoa, Arthropoda, Insecta, Diptera, Calliphoridae.